Messenger RNA from Penicillium chermesinum, 999 nucleotides. Its product is annotated as nitrilase. Gene Ontology annotation, molecular function: catalytic activity. The transcript has 3 exons. The record is from RefSeq and is a predicted model, not a curated record. The coding region runs from base 1 to 999 and encodes 332 amino acids. Lineage: Eukaryota; Fungi; Ascomycota; Eurotiomycetes; Eurotiales; Aspergillaceae.
AUGCCUCAAAAUCUCACGAUUGCCGCAGCCCAAGCCCGCACUCGUGACGACGUAGCUUCAACGCUCUCAGCGUUAAAACAGAUCACGACAGAUGCUGCGUCACGGGGCGUGCAGCUGAUUCUCUUCCCCGAGGCCUAUCUUGGGGGAUAUCCUCGGACCUGUGACUUUGGCGCAGCAGUCGGUGCGCGUGCUGCUCACGGCCGAGACCAGUUCCUGCAUUAUUUCCAAUCUGCUGUCGAUCUAGGCGAUACUCCCGCCGGAGCUGGAGACGAUUGGGUAGAGCGCAAGCUUCCCACUGCUCCUGGCAAGAGCCACCGCGGUGAUGGCACUCGAGAGGCUCUGGAACAAAUUGCCAAGGACACCGGUGUCUUCAUUGCUACUGGGGUCAUUGAGAAAGCGGCGGGGACCUUGUACUGCUCCUUGGUCUUUACUGGAUCUGAACGCUUGGUUUGGGGCCAAGGCUCUGCGUCGACGCUGAAGGCGAUCACCACCGAAAUCAAUGGUGUUAGGCUAACGAUUGGGGGUGCCAUCUGCUGGGAGAACUAUAUGCCUCUUCUCCGCCAGAGUCUCUACUCUCAGAACGUCAAUCUUUAUCUUGCUCCAACCGCAGAUGCUCGUGAUACUUGGCUUUCACUUAUGCGAACCAUUGGAUGCGAAGGGCGAACUUUCGUCCUAUCGUCAAACCAGUGCGUUCGCUAUAAUGAACUCCCUAAUUGGAUCACAGACAAGAAUGCCCCACAAGAGGCCUCGUCUGAUGGGAGUCACUUUGUGUCUCGAGGGGGAUCAUCUAUCGUCGGUCCCCUAGGUGAGGUUAUUGGGGGUCCCAUCUGGGAAGUCAGCGCAGAUGAUUCAGUGAGCGACGGCCUGGUCAUCUCCGAGGUUGAUUUGGAGGACUGCGAACGAGGCAGGCUAGACAUGGAUGUGGCAGGCAGCUACUCGAGGAACGAUGCUUUCAAACUCUCGGUAGAAGGCCUGGACCUGAACCCUCCGCCCUUUUAA